AGGAUUUUCCUCAUUCUUUUUUGGCUAGGGGCAGUCAGCUUGCGAAAGGUUUCAUCACCUGUCUCUGUGAUUGCCAAUAUGCCAUGUUGUUAAUUCGAACUGGCCAAUUACAGGCUGCCACUACAGCUGAUUGAUUUGGUUGCAUACAAAAAUGGGGAAUUCCAUCUGUGAGAUCGGUAUUGUACCUAAACACAAGACUGCUGCUUUGCUGAUGCUGGGCUACCAAAUCCCAAAUUAAACGAAUUACAUACCGUUAAAAUCGUGCGUGCACGACGAGACCUACGGGCAAGGGGCACCUCAAGCCUCAAAAAAUCUUCCCUCCCCCAAAGGCCAAGGCUCUCCAAAUCCUAUCUCAUUCCAGGUGAUUCAACUUGAUUCUUCCAACGCAAAAGGCAAGGUUUCCGUUCGAACAACCUCAAGCUCAGAGGGCGAGAGGAAGGAGGAAGGUUUCCUUUCUCUUGCCAGGGUUCCUUUUCCUCUUUCUCUCCCCUUUUGUCUUUCCCUUCCUGUUGCCGUGAUGAUAAGGAAGCUGUGUCCUAAUCUUGACAAACAAGAUGGCCUGGAGACCGUCCUGGAAGUGCCCAUACCUGAAGAGAUGUACACCAAGAUGGGCAGCAAUGCAGCUUUGCGGUGGCAAAACAUGCGUGCCUUGAUGAAAGCUCAAUCAGCUUUUGACAGGUCAACCCAUCUCCAAGCCAAAUCAGACAAUGAGUUCUUGGCCUUGCUUAAGAUUGUUGGCGCCCCUCUCAUCCCUUUCCAGGUUCAUUUAGAGAAUUAUACACUUUCAGGUCCCCUGAAUUCGAAAGAUUGUUCUAUUGAAGCUUCUACUGCAAAAUAUAUAGUACAGCAGUAUGUAGCCGCUACCGGAGGACAUUUGGCGUUGACUUCAAUGACUAGCAUGUAUGCAGUGGGACAGGUGAAAAUGCAGGGGUCAGAGAUGCAGCAGGGUGAUGAUAGCGUGCAUACCCGAGGCAACUGCGAGGUCGGCGGGUUUGUGUUAUGGCAAAAGAACCCGGAUUUGUGGUAUUUAGAACUAGUUGUCUCUGGUUUCAAGGUCAGUGCAGGCAGUGACGGUAAGGUUGCCUGGAACCAGUCGUCCUCACAACCUGGUCAUGCAAGUAGAGGCCCUCCACGACCCCUUCGCCGAUUCUUCCAGGGCCUGGACCCCAGGUGCACUGCUAGCUUAUUCUUGGAUGCGGUUUGCAUAGGAGAGCAGGCUAUUAACAACGAAGAUUGUUUCGUUCUCAAGCUUGAAACUGCUGCAAACGCCCUCAAAGUGCAGAGUUCAGCGCAAACAGAAAUCAUCCACCACACAAUCUGGGGGUACUUCAGCCAAAGAACAGGACUCCUCGUCAAGUUCGAGGACACGAAGCUGGUCAGGAUGAAACCCGUCAAGGGAAACGACUGUGCGUUUUGGGAGACCAGCGUGGAGACAGUGGUCCAAGAUUACAAGUACAUCGAUGGCAUCAACAUAGCACACAGUGGGAAGACGAUCACGACACUUUACAGAUACGGGAAGUCAUAUAAUCAGAAGAGGAAGAUUGAAGAAACUUGGAGGAUCGAUGAGGUUGAUUUCAACAUUUGUGGGUUGUCCAAUGAAACCUUCCUGCCUCCAGCUGAUCUCAAGAGAGAGCAAGAAGGUGGAGAGCAAUGAUAAGCUUAGAGUUCCUUUCCUUUUCCUUUUCCUUUUUUUUUCUUUGUAGAAGUUGAAACACAAAGGAAAGUCGAACAAAAAUGCGUGUACAUAUAGGUAAAUUUGAGAAUCGCUUCAGUCGUCCAUGGCUAAUUAAGCUUUGCUGAAUUCUUUGUUGGUGGAAAAUUUAUCUUACUAUCCAAGACUAAAACCAUUAGCCUGCAAAAAACAGUUUAAGCUCUUGGGCCUGGCGAGGCCCAUGUCAGUGAAUAUAUUCGGCCCAUUUUGAUGUUAUAACAGGCCCUUUCAGCCCAUUUUGGGAACAAAAUCCCUCAAAAGGCCCAAAUAAACGGCGCCGCUUUAGUCAACAGUAGACACUUCCCAGUUAACAAAAAAAAAAGGGCUCACGCUGAAAACCCUAAUUCCUGUAAACUCUAUUUAAGCUACUAAAGAGCCCUAGCUUCUUCUCAGCUUGCCGCCUCUGAAGAUUUCUCUCUCUUUCUCUGUUGAUUAUCUUCUUCCUGCAAUUGAUUUUGGUGAGGAAAACCCUAGCUGGAAAUUUCCAUCUUAUUUUAAAUUUCGAUUCCUAAAAUCAAAACAAAUUACAAAUUUUUUCUUUUUGGUUUGGAUUUUUCUUUCCUUGCAUCUGUUUACCCUCUCCUUUUUGAAGCAAAAGUAAGUGAUGCUUAAGGAGAUAUAACGGAUGCAGAUAGCGAGAGGUUAGCUUACCAGCCCAUUGCAUUAUCUUUAUUUGCCUUGGUGUCAAAUGGACUUACCGAUAUUUCCUUUUAGAAGAAAAAAUUACUGCUUUUUGCUUAGUUUAUAAAUCCAAGUAGAAGCUUUUGUUGUUGGCAAGGGAUGAAUGCUUAUCUUAUCCUACACUCUGAUGAACCGUGUUGAAUCAGUUUUCCGCUUAUUGAUAUUCUGAUGCCAAUUUUUCUUUUAAUUUUCUCUUUUUAUUUGAUUUUAUGGUUUUGAAGUGAAGGCAGAUGAUGUAAAGUUUCUUAUCCUACACUCUGAAACAUGAAUGUAGACUGAUAAACUCCGCUUAUUAUCUGAUGCCUUCGCUCAACUGAGUUUAAGAUUCUCCUUUUUUUUUACCAUUUUGUUUUGUAAAAUUUUUUAUUUUAUUUGAUUUUAAUAUUAUUUUCAAUGAUGAGAAGAAGCAGACGGGCGGUCUGAAUCUGAUGCCAUGUUGUAUGUCUGCAAUUUUCCACUUGUGGAAUUUCUCUGAGUUUCAAUUAUUUCAAGCUCUCUUUGUUUUCUGAGUUCUUUUCUUUUUUGAACUUUGUAGUUUAAAGCUGAAAAGAUUUAUCUUUUUAUGCAAUGAUGAAGUUGCUUAAAUUAUGUCUGGACAUAUGAUAUUAGUCUAUGAUUAGCUAUAGCUAUGCAUCUUCUGAGCAAAGUAUUAUCAAUCUAUAUGGCUGCAUGGUGAAAUAACUCUUGAAAUAGACUUGGGUUUGUGAAGUUCUUACUUAUGCACUUGCAGCACUGAUGGUUCUUGGUUUUAUUUGGAAUGUAUCUUGAGUUUAGUCUGCUUGUUUUUGUAGUAAAUCCUUUGUGUUUCAUGCUAAACAAAUAUCAGGUUCUGUAAAAUGUUUGGUGAACUUGUUAUCUACUGCCUUAAGAGUAUUCGUUAAGGUGCUAUUUAUAGAAAUGUCUUUCAUAUAAAAUGCAGUUGUUCACAAUUAUUUUGAUGAUUUUCUAUGCAUUGAAUGUAGAUAUUUCUUUAAAUAGUAAAUUUAACUAGUGCUCUUAUGCAUUUGGUAACAAUUUAUCAUACUUCUACAUGGAUUAAGGUAGAGCUUUGCAAAGGACCUUAUGACCAUGUGGAUGUUGUCCAGAAGUUUUUUGAGUUGAAGAUUUUAAGAUUGUGAAGACUUUUGCAAUUCUGGUUGAUCAACACCACUGGAUUUUCAUCUUUGUAUAAUCUUUAGGAACAUAUAUAUUAGUUUGGGAGCUCAUGUUUGAUUUUAAGGCUAUUUCUAGAUGUGUAUUUUUUUUUAUAACAGGAGAUUUGAAGUUCUGAUUAGCUUGAAUGAUCAAGCUAGCUGAUAUGGGGCUGAUUUGGCUGGAUGGCAAAGUGUGGUGUGGGAUUUUUGGAUCAAUGGUGCAAGGUGGUGGAAUUUUUCUCUCCGCUGCUCUGCAUCUCUAAAUUGUAUUGGGUUCACAUAGGUCUGGUAUGGAUUUAGUGGGAUGUAUUGCAGUGAUAGAGUGGUAGCACCUAGGAUGUGGUUGGUAUGCUGCUGUAUGUGUGGUACUUUUCCUGUGUUUUAAUUGGAUGUAAAGACAUUCCAUAUUUGGUUUAACAUCCAAUUAAAAUGCAAGAAAAGUGCUCCACAUGUAGUACACUAAACUCAAACUUAGUCUUAGUUAAUUGUAGAUUAAUUUAAUUGCUUUUAUUUUAGCAUUGUGUUUAGCUGAACAGAUCAAAUGUAAUUCAAUGGAGAUCUGUUAAUGAUUA
Messenger RNA from Theobroma umbraticum, 4097 nucleotides. Its product is annotated as DUF620 family protein (DUF620). The record is from RefSeq and is a predicted model, not a curated record. Lineage: Eukaryota; Viridiplantae; Streptophyta; Magnoliopsida; Malvales; Malvaceae.